Molecule: messenger RNA, 1828 nt
Organism: Frieseomelitta varia
Lineage: Eukaryota; Metazoa; Arthropoda; Insecta; Hymenoptera; Apidae
Gene: TRAM
Product: translocating chain-associated membrane protein 1
Exons: 7
Coding region: 209-1342 (377 amino acids)
Biological process (GO): protein insertion into ER membrane; SRP-dependent cotranslational protein targeting to membrane, translocation
Cellular component (GO): endoplasmic reticulum membrane
Source: RefSeq, a predicted model, not a curated record
GCCAACAAGUAAAGACAGAAACGCCACACUGCUCAGUGUUGGCCGUAUGCUUCGAUGCACUGAUUUUCCGGCGUAUGUUGCAAGUGUGUAGGUUAUCCCGUUGCUGGCAUACUGGCGUAAUUGAGUACACGUUGGAUUGUUUGACGGUGGUUGCUGCGAGUUAUUGACGCGUCUGACCGGAGGAAUUGGUUGCUCUCGAUUGCAGAAAAUGGUCGCGGUGAAAGGUCGCAAGAAUUCGAACAAAAAUCUCCCUAUAUUCAGUCAUGAAUUCAUCAUCCAAAAUCACGGAGAUAUUGUUUCUUGCGUGGCGAUGAUCUUUGUGACAGGUUUGAUGGUGCAAACAACAUCACCAUGGGCAUAUACGUUUAUUGCUCUCCAUCACAAUGUAACUUCAGAUGUUGGAGAUCCAGCUGCGCCAAUGAAGUACACCACUGGUUGGAAAGAUGCAUGUGCUGUAUUUUUCUCUCUGUUAAUAACAAUUGUAAUGCACGCUGUGUUUCAAGAUUACAUCUUUGACAAAGUUUCAAAGCGAUUGCAUCUUAGCAAAGUGAAACUUGCCAAAUUCAACGAAUCUAGUCAACUCGUUUUAUUUUACAUAUUGUCUAUUAUAUGGGGCAUAGACAUAAUUAUCAGAGAAGAUUUGUUGUUGAACAUAACGUUGUUGUGGAAGGAAUAUCCCAUGCCAAUGUCCUUUUCGUCAAAAUUGUUUUUUAUUUGUCAGCUUGCUUAUUGGCUGCAUUGUUAUCCUGAACUGUAUUUUCAGCGAGUGAAAAAAGAAGAUAUUGCUCCUCGAGUUGUGCAAGCAACUCUUGGAUUUCUUUCCACACUUGCGGCUUAUAUUUUCAAUUUUCAGCAAGCAGGAAUCUUAUUGUUAGUUCCACAUUACAUAGGAGACGCUAUGCUUCAUGGAGCUAGACUUGUACAUUUUAUUGGUAAAAAGGAAAAGAUGACAAAAAUGGCGUUCCUCGUUGCUAAUUCAGUGUACGUUUCUGUACGCGUUGCGACAGUGGCUAUUGCAGCAUUAGUGUUUCUAUAUGGUUUGAGCCAAGUCGAAAGUGUAUUCGAUUUUGCGACUGGCAAUUUCAAUAUUCCAGUUAUACGAUUUACAGCUUUAUCCUACAUUAUCAUCUUCCAAAUCUAUCUAUCUUACAUAUUUGUUUCGAGGCAAAUGAAACGCGCCCGUGAAAAUGUAGUUCACGUACAAACGGUGGUAAAAUCAAAACAAAAAUCAAAGAAGAAAGAAGGAAGAAAGUCCGCCAUGUCUGAGGAUGAUGAUUUGCCAGAAGUCGACCAGGCAACUAAGAAAAAUCUUAGAUCUCGUUCGUCUACAAAAGCUAAAUAAAUAUUUAGCAAAUUAAAAAAUUUAUCUAAGGCUGAUCGUACACAAGUAUCUGUUUUAUUUAUCUAUGUAUUAUAAAUACGGUCUCUGAUAUUACUAUUUAUGAAAAGUGUCAUUACAUUAAUAUUUUAUAUCAAUUGUCAUGCGAUUUUAUCAUUAUAUAUUUCGCGAUUGCGACAAGUAUACAUGAACUUUACUCUACUGAAGAAACAACUAAGAUGUUGAAGAAUGAAUUUUAUUAUUAUUUUACAUGUUCAGUUAUAAAAAUAAAACCAUAAAAAAAUUGAAAAUAUCAGAUUAUCACAUUGAUUAUUAUGUCAGACAUUGUCAAUGAACAAAUUUCCGUUAUUUACAUCUGUUUGAUCAAUGAUAACUAUGAAUGUGAGAUGAGUGUAUUAACGAUAAUUAUCAUACGAUUACUUAUAUUUGUAACAUUAUCGCUAUACUUGAACACAAUUUCAAAAAAUAUAAUAAAAGAAUAUAAAAUGC